AUGCCCACCCUCACUCCUGUAGCGAAGAUCUUCGCCCAAGUGCACUCCCCCCGGGGUCUCCGCUUCCCCGAAACGGUCGCCUCUCUCCUCGCCCUUGGCGUCACGCGCUACCACGUCGACUACACCUCCUCCCUGAUAACCGCGUACUCGGCAAGCAAUACUUCCUCCAGACCCAGAACCAUCACAACCGAGCAGAUCACCUUUGUCGGUCCCACUCACAGCGGUCCUAACAUUGAUGUCAACCCCAACGCCACGUGGGACCCCACCGGCGUCAAGACCGCGAUCAAGCGUAUCCAGACGGGCGAGUCGUCUACCUACGCGGACUUCUCGAGCGAGAUCACAGCCGCGGGCGUGGUUGGCUAUUUUGCCUUCCUCGAGGGCAAGAGGGUCGUUUACUACGGCCCUGAAGGCGAGGUGCAUGUCGAGUGGUUCCCUGGGGAUGGGCCGGGGCCGAUAGCUGGCAAGGCGGAACAAUGA
Cladophialophora carrionii CBS 160.54 is the source of this 477-nucleotide messenger RNA. RefSeq lists its product as uncharacterized. Lineage: Eukaryota; Fungi; Ascomycota; Eurotiomycetes; Chaetothyriales; Herpotrichiellaceae. The transcript has a single exon. The coding region runs from base 1 to 477 and encodes 158 amino acids. The record is from RefSeq and is a predicted model, not a curated record.